Dovyalis caffra is the source of this 930-nucleotide messenger RNA. NCBI's taxonomy places the organism in Eukaryota, Viridiplantae, Streptophyta, Magnoliopsida, Malpighiales, Salicaceae. The record is from the annotation of a GenBank genome assembly.
AUGCAAGCGAAUGAUGGCCUUUCUUCAGCUAACAUGUCACUGAAGGCUCUAUCAGUGAUAAAGCAAACUGGUCACUCCAGCAUUGCUAAAUUUCCCUCUCCAUUGAUACCCUCUGGCCACCUUUUGAACAUAAUGAUGAAGCAACAGUUCUUGCUCGCCUCAUUUUCAGUUUUCCUUCUCUCCCUUCACUGUGCCAAUACCUUUGCUCAGUCACCAGUUGCAGCACCGGCACAGGCACCGGCAGCGGUUGUAGCUCAACCUCCAGCUGCAACCCCAACACAGGCAGCUGCACCACACGGCAUCACUAACGUCACCAAAAUCCUCGAGAAGGCUGGCCAUUUCACGAUCUUUAUCCGCCUUUUGAGAUCCACACAGGAGGAAAACCACUUAUUCUCUGCCCUUAACGAUUCAAGUUCUGGUCUAACCAUCUUUGCACCAACGGAUAGUGCAUUUUCGGAACUCAAAUCGGGGAUUCUCAAUACUCUGAGUGAUGGGGAUAAGUCUGAGUUAGUGAAAUUCCAUGUAGUUCCUACUUUCUUAUCGACUUCUCAGUUCCAGACCGUAAGUAAUCCUCUCGGAACAUGGGCUGGAACAGGUAAUCGGUUGCCGCUAAAUGUGACAAGUUAUCCAAACUCGGUGAACAUAACCACAGGGCUUACCAAUACAAGUUUAUCUGGCACGGUAUACACGGACAACCAGCUAGCCAUUUAUAAGAUUGAGAAGGUGUUACUUCCUAAGGACAUUUUUGCUUCUAAGGCUCCAGCUCCAGCACCAAUGGCUCCUGCACCAGAAAAGCCUACGAAGGCGGUUCCUGCAGCAAAUGUGGAGAGUCCUGUGGCUCCUGUUGAUACAUCUGGUGCAGUUAUAUUCACGCGUAAUAAUGUGGUUGGAUCGGUUGGUGUAGUUGCUGCUGCAUUGUUUGCUUUGUAA